Molecule: messenger RNA, 2911 nt
Organism: Echinops telfairi (small Madagascar hedgehog)
Lineage: Eukaryota; Metazoa; Chordata; Mammalia; Afrosoricida; Tenrecidae
Gene: NEK4
Product: NIMA related kinase 4
Exons: 13
Coding region: 179-2077 (632 amino acids)
Biological process (GO): protein phosphorylation
Molecular function (GO): ATP binding; protein kinase activity
Source: RefSeq, a predicted model, not a curated record
AGAACAAUGUGUGUUUUCCUUGCAGUACGUCAUCAAGAAACUGAACCUCCGAAACGCCUCCAGCCGAGAGCGCCGAGCCGCUGAGCAGGAAGCGCAGCUCUUGUCUCGGCUGAAGCACCCCAACAUUGUCACCUACAAGGAGUCCUGGGAGGGAGGGGACGGGCUGCUCUACAUCGUCAUGGGCUUCUGCGAAGGAGGGGACCUGUACCGGAAGCUCAAGGAGCAGAGGGGCCAGCUCCUCCCCGAGAGUCAGGUGGUGGAGUGGUUUGUCCAGAUCGCCAUGGCCCUGCAGUAUCUACAUGAGAAGCAUAUCCUACACCGAGACCUGAAGACUCAGAACGUCUUCCUGACCAGAACGAACAUCAUCAAGGUGGGCGACCUGGGCAUUGCCCGGGUGCUGGAGGGCCACUGUGACAUGGCCAGCACCCUCAUCGGCACGCCGUACUACAUGAGCCCCGAGCUCUUCUCCAACAAGCCCUACAACUACAAGUCUGACGUCUGGGCUCUGGGCUGCUGUGUGUAUGAGAUGGCCACGCUGAAGCACGCUUUCAACGCCAAAGACAUGAAUUCCCUAGUGUACCGGAUCAUUGAGGGGAAGUUGCCACCCAUGCCAAAGGAUUACAGCCCAGAGCUGGCCGAGCUGAUCAGAACCAUGCUGAGCAAAAGGCCUGAAGAGAGACCGUCUGUGCGGAGCGUCUUGAGGCAGCCAUACAUCAAGCGCCAGAUCUCCUUAUUCCUGGAGGCCACAAAGGCAAAGACUUCCAGAAACAAUGUCAGAGAUGGCGAUUCUAAACCCACGCCUGCGGCUCCGGUGGACUCCCGGCAGCGGGGCCCCCAUCCGGAGGGACUCGCGCCCUGCCCGCCGCCUUCCUCUGCAUCUGGGGUGGGAGAAGACAAGUGUCCGUCCCAGGAGAAGGCAGUGGGGGCCGGCCCGUUGAAGACGCCUGCCAGUCUGAAAGGCCACGCCUGCAAAGGGGACCUGAGCAGCCCCGCUGAGUCACUGGCCACAGUCAGCAGGGUGAACAUCAUCAUCGUUCCUGCGGGACGGGAGGCCUCGGGGAGUGACAGCCUCGCUCGGGGGACUCGGCCGGGGUGCUGCAGUCCCUCUCAUGAACUGGAUCACCCUGAGUCCAGUGGUGAGCAGGAGAACCUGGGUCCCUCCUGCUCCCCGGAGGAGGCCACUGAGGCCGGGAGUGACGUGGGGAAGCCUCUGGAGCCGCGGCCACACGAGUCCUUUGUUUCUUCUCUUCCCACCGUCGCAAGAGCCGAUGUUGUGCCAACACAGGGUGCUGAGAACCACCCUUGCGCAGCCGGGGGCGCUGUGAGCAGCUCCGGGCGCAGCGAGGUGUCUGCAUCAAAGGACCGGCCGUUGUCGGCGCGAGAGAGGAGACGGCUGAAGCAGUCCCAGGAAGAGAUUGGCCCCUCAGGACCCGCCAUGAGGAGCGCGUCUCUGUGUGCUGUGGAGCCGGAAAGACCUGAGGAGGGCCAGCCACUCCCUGCCCGGCCAGCCUCUCCAGACUAUGGCGGCGGCGGCGGUGGCGGCGUGGCUCAGGAGAAGAGGCCGACGCGGAGCGGGUCUGAGGAGGAGCUGAGUUCCUCUGCGAGUUCCACUGAGGCGUCAGACGGGGGUCCCAAGGGAGACAAAGGUCACACAAAUGAGAUGCGUGACUUGGUGCAGCUGAUGACUCAGACCUUGAAACUAGACCCUAAAGAGAGCUGUGAAGACCUCACCGCCCCCAGUCCCGCUCCCGAGUUCAAGCUGCACCGGAAGUACCGGGACACGCUGGUCCUUCACGGGAAAGUUGCCGAAGAAGAAGCAGAGGAAUUCCGUUUUAAAGACCUGCUUCCUGCGGUUGUCCCGGGCUCUGCCAAGCUCAGGAGGGCAGUGGAGCUCUUGCGAGCUGACGUCAUCCGGGGCCUCGGGGUGCAGCUUCUGGAGCAGGUGUACGAGCUCUUGGAGGAGGAGGGCGACUUGGAGAGGGAGGUACGUCUGCAGCAGCACAUGGGCGAGAAGUACACGGCAUACAGUGUAAAAGCACGACAGCUCAAGUUUUUUGAAGAAAAUGUGAAUUUUUGAGAAUUUGUUCCAAUUUGCUGCCAGAACUAAAGAUCUAUGAUCAAAGACUUUUGACUUAAACAGAAAACCAAGCAAACCCCCGACAGUGGCUCAGAGGCCCCUCGGCAUCCUCAUAGCCCCGACCGGGAGCUUUCCUGCGGCACAAGCCCACGAAGCCAGAGCACCGAGCAAAGCCAAGCCCACAUGUCACUCUUUCUACGAAGGAGUCUCUUAUAGUGACGUGUGUGCUGUUUAUUGAGCCUCAAACUACCAACUUUAUAUCUAGAACUUUAUUUUUUUACGGUACUAAUUAGCUUGAGAACAAGACAAUUAGAUACUGGAUUGGGUUAAAGUUUUAUAUUGAACGAUAGUGAUAAAAGCAAUAGGAAAACAAAUGACACAGUAUGUCCAGUGAUAUUUUUGUUAAUAAUAUUAGUAGUUUAUAAUUUAAGCCAGUUCACAAUUGCUUUGAGGAAGCUGCAGUUAAGUUCUUUAGAAGCUGAAUUCCUUAACAUUUUUAAAUGUUCAUAUACUGUGAGCCUCAUUUAGCCUACAUUUAUUUAAGAGUUGAGACUAAGACACAGGCUGGCUUUGUAAAUCAGUAUAUUGUGAUGUACUGGUUUUAAGAUUUAUUUCUAUUGGUUAAGACAAUCUCGUAUGCACUUUGUAACUAAUGUCGAUCCUUGUAGUUCGGUUGAAGAUAUGUAGUUUGUCUCCUGAAACAUCGUCAUGUCCUUCAGGGUACAGGCUGUGUUCUCAUAUUCUGCAUAUAAAGUCUCUCUAUUGUAUGCCUUGUUAACUGUUCACUUUCAGAAUAAUGCCCAUCUAAGAAAUAAAGUUUUUAUGUCUUAUGUA